AUGGCCAUCCGCCUGUGGGUGGUCACCCUGGCCGUGGCUGCCCUUGUCAUUGUGGACAGAGAAGUGCCAGUGUCGGCAGAAAGGGUCAUUUUCUCAAGAAUGCCUGUCUGUGAGCACAUGGCAGAGUCUCCAGACUGUCCCCCGACACUCAACCCAGUCUGCGGCACUAACGGGGUCACAUAUGACAGUGAAUGCCAGCUCUGUUUGGCCCGGUUGAAAACCAAACAGGACAUCCAGAUCACCAAGGAUAGCAAAUGCUGA
Chrysochloris asiatica (Cape golden mole) is the source of this 261-nucleotide messenger RNA. It is a transcript of the gene SPINK4, whose product is annotated as serine peptidase inhibitor, Kazal type 4. The transcript has 4 exons. NCBI's taxonomy places the organism in Eukaryota, Metazoa, Chordata, Mammalia, Afrosoricida, Chrysochloridae. Gene Ontology annotation, molecular function: serine-type endopeptidase inhibitor activity; protein binding. Bases 1 to 261 code for a protein of 86 amino acids. The record is from RefSeq and is a predicted model, not a curated record.